AUGGCAAGUCAUGACGGUGGAGAUGGUAGCGUGCUUACCGGAGAUCCUGAAGAAGUGACAGCGCCCGUCAAUGGCGCAGCAGAAGAAAGUAGUCAAGAUUCCGCUAGCAGCAGUCAAGAUCGGGGAGAAGAUGAUAGUAGAGGUCAGAAGAGAGGUUUCUCAAACUCUACAUCGGGGAGAUGGGAUAGCUCAGCUUCGUGGGGCGACUGGGACCAUCGUUGGGAAGAAGAUGGCCAUUGGGAGAACCAAUGGCGGCGAGAUGGCUGGAGUGGCUGGCGCUCAGGUUGGCAAUGGACCUGGGAUGAUCGUGAUGAGACCCAAGAUGACGAAGACUACGGCGAUGAUGAUGAUGGAACCUGGAGACAUGAUCCCUGGGCGGCGGCGUGGCAGAAGAAGCAAGCUGGCUGGCGCGGCGGCUGGCGAGAACCUCAGCGGUGCGGAGAACGUCGUGGUCCCGAACGAGCUCCGGAGGCGGAUGGUCGAGCUGAACGUCUUCGAGAGCGCGAUCAGCUUGACCGGCAUCGAGGUCCGGAGGCAGGUGGUCGAGCUGACCGUCUACGAGAGCGCGAUCAUCCAGACCGACUUCGAGAAAAGGCGGUGGUAUGGAAUGGAUGGAAGCACUUCUCGAAUGGCGACUGGAGCGACCAUGGCUCCGUGGGCAGUGACGAGAGCCGAAAGACUGGCAGUGGGCGUCCCUCCGAGAAGCUCACUGUCCCCAGCUUUUCCGGAGAGGACUCCGAGGACGUUGGCACCUCCGCCAGGUCAUACCUGAGACAGGUUGAAGCCUGGAAGCGGAUGACCCUUCUUCCAGAACACCAGCAAGGACUUGUGCUUUACCAGCACCUCACCGGGAAGGCUUGGGUGGCGGCCGAAGAGCUCAGUGUCGACAACCUGGCCAAGGACACAGGCGUUGAGUACCUUGUGAAGUGGAUCACGAACAGGUACUUGGACUUGGAGGUGACCAGGAUCGGGAAGGCCUUCUCAGAGUUCUUCCGCCGGCUCAGGCGUAAACCUGGGCAGAGUAUCCGCGACUACAACAGCGAAUACGACCGACUUCACGCCAGGCUACGUGAGGUCGGGUGCAACUUGCCGGAGGAUUGUGCAGCUUGGCUAUAUGUGGACAGGCUCCAGCUGGAGGAAGCGGCAGAGCUCAACUUGUUGGCUAGUGUCGGGAACGCUUAUUCCCUUCCUCGUCUACAGCAGGCGGCCGUCAUCCAUGAUCGCGGACAUCGCAAACCUUGGGAGUCCGGAACUUCUGGAAAGGGCAGGAAGCCGUACACGGCACACUUCACCGAAGCCGACGACUCCUUGGAAUCUGGCGAGGAAGACCCCGACUUCGAUGAGGGAGACGCUGGAGUGCCAGAAGAAGUCGCCGUGGCUUACGCAACGUACCAGACCGCGAAGCAGAAGUACAAGGAGCACCAAAGAAGUCGUGGUUUCAACGGCAACAUCGGCGAGAACAAGGGUGAUGGCAACCAAGGCGGGAAAGGCGGUGAAAGGACAAGCGAAAAGAUAAAGCUCAUGAAGGCCAAGUCGUUUUGCUCUGGAUGCGGGAGGCGAGGGCACUGGCACAAGGACGCAGAGUGCCCCCAUAACCAGCCAGGCUACCAGAAGAAUGGUGACAAAGCAGCCGGGAAAGCGGCCGACAUCGGGUUCUGCAACCUCCUGCCUGCCGAGGUCUUCUCCAUCAAGAUUGAGAAUGCGGGCCUCCUCGGGAUCACGGAUACAGCGUGUGCCCGGACAGUGGCAGGGACCCAAUGGCUGCAGGCUUACUCGGACAGGCUUGCCUCCAUGGGUGUGAAGCCAGAGCUGAGGAAAGAAUGCGAGGCGUACCGGUUCGGCACUGGGAAGCUCUAUUACUCCUCCUUCUACGUCGUCCUGGCCUUUGAGUUGGGGAGCAAGAUUGCGCAGGUCAGGACCUCCAUCAUCAACGGCGAUGUUCCCUUGCUCCUCUCCAAAACGGUGUUGGCCAAGCUCGGCAUGGUCUUCGACAUCGAGAAGGGGCAGGCUGACUUUAAUAAGGUGGGACUCAAAGGGUUCGACCUUCUUGUCACUUCGUCCGGGCACCCGGCAAUUCCGAUCGUCGCAACCAAAAUGGACGGCGACCCCGGCGCUUUCCUAGCCGAGGACCUGAAGCUUGUGCCCAAGAGUGAAUACAUGGCGUUUGCAGUUGCGCACAGUCAUGGACAUGGUAGAAGUCAUGAGCUAUUUAACUUCUUCUAUGACAAGAAGCUAGAGCCCGGUGUCAAGGAGAUGCUUGUUCGAGAAAAGGAGACCGAGAAGGCCAAGGACCCCACCGAGCAGAUGAAGAGAGUGUCGCACAUGAAUCUCGCAGAGCUGCGUGCGAAGGCGAGCGAGUUGAAGAUCGACUACACGAAUGCGACUGCAAAGGGCAAUCUCUUAAGCUACGGAGAGUGGGUUGUCAGACAGCUGGCCCACGCCGACAGCCCGGAUCCGGAGCUUGUGAGAUACGGGAAGUGGUUCAGCCGCAAGUACGAGAACAACAAGCGCUAUGCGGCCGAGGAGAUCGCGCCGCCCUACCCGAGCUCUACGGCGGCCACGAGGAGAUCGAGCAGCCCGCUGACCACUUCGACGACGAGGGAGUCCCGGAGCCUCCUGAGCGACAAGGCCAGCACGUCGUCAGCGGGAGGAGGACGACGCAGGACCCGAAAGGACAUCGAGGAGACCAAGAAGAUGGAGGACGAGAUGGAUCCGAAGGUCGCGGCGGAGAUAGCAGAGCUCGAGACGAAGUUGGCGAUCCUCAAGGACAAGGCCAGCCUCCGGAAGCGACCAGUGAGAUCAGAACACGACCCCGACCGGAACGAGGACAGCGGUGGGGGGCCCGACAACAAGGAUGUCCUCGCUUCACCCCAGCUUUGCAGAGAUCAGCCGUUGGAUGGCAAGGUUGGCGGCCGUAAGUGCUGCCCGGAGCUUUCCCAUGACUGCUUCUUUUCCGAGCAGGAGUUUGUGACUGCGUACCACAAUAGGCACGAAGUUUGCAUGAUUGAAUUUGACCCGGGCGAGUCCGGACAAUUCGACGUCGAUGGAGACCACGACAUCUUCCACGACAUUCCCGAUGAAGGCGAGGGCUUGGAAGUGUACGAGCGCAAGGAGUUCUCCUUUGAGGACCACGUCGACUUCGCCUACGACUCCGGCGACUUCUCCUUCAGCACCUGCCAAGAACUUCUUGACGAAGCUUUCGGCACCGUGGUCAAAGGAGGCGACAAUCGAGGCAGGAUUGUCGAUGGAGCCAAGAACAGCCUCACCUUUGGGUACUACACCCACGGCGGGAUGAGCGGCAUCACCAAAGCGGUGGUCAACCACAGCGCCUUAGCCCGAUACCUCAACCACUUCAUCGUGGCGCACACCACGGAAGACGCCACCUGGAAAGCCAUCAGCGUCUUCAAGGGCGGGACCGUGAGAGUGCACCACGACUACCACAACGAGGUCGGCUCCCGCAACUACUUUGCGUCCUUUGGACAGGACUCAGGAGGAGAGCUGUGGUUGCACGAUGCCCACAUCAACAAGGACGACAUCGCCGCCGAUGAGAAUGGCGACAUCCAAUGGAAAAGGACCGGAGCUAACGAGUGGUUACCCGGAAGGCUCACCGACUCCAAGGAGAAGUUCAUCGAGUUCGACCCCCACAUCAAGCACCACGUGGCGGAGACCAAUGGGGACGCGUGGCACGUGGUCGCCUACACACCGAGAGGCGCGAGCAAGAUCGGCGGCGACACCGAAAAGUUCCUGCGGAACUGUAGCUUCCCACCCACGAAGGGAAGUAAGAAGGGCAAGGUCGAGGGAAGCACCCGACCCACCAAGAAGCAGCGGAGCUCCAUCGCCAACACCGUGGGGAAGCUCAGCGUCCUCUUUGCAACGAUCCUCGCCACCGCCAACUCCUUCCUCUGCGAGGCCAUAAAGAGCGAGGUGAUCUACAACCCCAUCGCAGUCAUGGAGCUCGGCGGGUUCGACGCCACUUUGGAGGCAACCGAGCUCAACAAGGACAGGGCGCUCCAUUUGGUGAAAGCAGUGACACCACGACAUCUCCACCUCCACCUGGAAAGUGUACCUAGAGAAGUUCGAGAUGACCUUAAGAUCUUGGUGCAAGAGCAGUUGGAAGGAGGUGGAGCAGUUGUCCUGCAAGGAGGGCGCCCCCGAGAGAUCUUCGACGACUUCGACCUAUACCUCCGCUACAGCAACAACUACGAGGACCAGGAAUGGACGGUCCUUGCCCGAGCUGGAUGCAAGCACCUCGAGAUACCUGGAUGCCUAGACCCGCACCAUGUUCUGGUUGUCAAUGGCGACGAGGACAAGAAAGAGAACAAGCCCUUUCGCAUCGACGGCUCAGGGAUUACCUUCGAGCAAGGAGUCCCCGGACAUGUACAAUCGGCCUUAAGGAAGCUGCACCAGAACCUGGGACACCCGAGAGUCCCCGACUUAGUACGGCACCUUCGACUCGUGUUGAAAGCCGCAAAGGGGAUGAAGUGCCAAGUAUGCGAUUCGACCCGUGAUCCACAGGUGGCCCGUCCUUCAUCUUUGCCCAGAAUGCUCAGCUUUGGCGAGGUGGUAGCAGCGGACAUCCUGUACGCCCACGACUGCAACGACAAGCGCCACGUCUUCCUUUCACUUGUUGAUGUGGGCACGACGUACCACCUCGUGAUCAAGCUUCGCAACACCAGUGGCAAAGAGGUUGAGCAGGCUUUCAACACCCACUGGGUGACGCCUUUCGGCGCCCCCAACGCCGUCUCCCUUGACCUCGAGACAGGCUUACAGGACGGCUUUUCGAGGUUAUGCAGUUGGCAUAACGUGAAAAUCCGCAACUCUGCGACCCAAGCUCACUUCCAAUCGGGGGCGGGGGAAAGACAGGGUAAGUGGUGGAAACAUAUAUGGACCCGUGUGUGCCGUGAGCUUUCGGUCACGGCCGACGAAGUGCAGUUGGCAGCAACAGCUGUAAGCAGUGCAAAGAAUUGCUUGAGGAGGCGCUGCGGCCACUCCCCCUCUGCGUGGAUAUUUGGUCGUGAAGGCCGCGCCAUAGAGGAUGUCCUUGAUCCGGACAGUGGGGGAAGAGUCAGCUACGACGUCUCCGAUGACGCCCGGUUCCAGAGACAAGCAGCAAUCAGAGCCAGCGCCCGCAUCGCUUUUCACAGAUCAGAAAAUGACGGCAAACUCCGGAAAGCCCUGCUUCAGCGAGCUCGAGCUGUGACCCGCCCUUUCGAGAACGGCGUCAUCGUGGGCAAAGAAGGGAAUAACUACUGGGUGUCCCGUGCAGGGCGCUGCAGGCUGACUGCGCCAGAACACCUCAGACCGUCGGGACCCGACGAAACGGGGGAAUUUCUCGCGAUGAGCAAUGUGAAGAGGGAGCUGGAGCAGCUCCUCAACAACGACUUCGACGAGAAGGACGGCCACACUAGCGAGGAGGAGGAUGAGGUCGGAGGCUUGGACGAUAUCGGCACCCUCUACGCCCCCUCGGAGAACCCCGGCGAAGACGAGGACAUGGGCAGGGACCAUGCCGCCAAAAGAGGCGCGAUCGACCGCGACAACCACGACGAGGAGGGCGACGUCAUCUUCGACCCGGAGGACGGCGACCCCGAGGAGAAGCACGAGGCCGUCCUCGACAAGAACGCCGAUGAGACUUAA
This is a messenger RNA of Symbiodinium pilosum, 5634 nucleotides long. The record is from the annotation of a GenBank genome assembly. Lineage: Eukaryota; Dinophyceae; Suessiales; Symbiodiniaceae.